Messenger RNA from Strongylocentrotus purpuratus (purple sea urchin), 2476 nucleotides. RefSeq names its product tetratricopeptide repeat protein 33. The transcript has 5 exons. Gene Ontology annotation, molecular function: protein binding. NCBI's taxonomy places the organism in Eukaryota, Metazoa, Echinodermata, Echinoidea, Camarodonta, Strongylocentrotidae. Bases 128 to 955 code for a protein of 275 amino acids. The record is from RefSeq and is a predicted model, not a curated record.
GCGCUAUACUAAAAAAGCUAAAUCAAUCACUUUGAGGUUUGGCUCAGCUGGCCUGAUUUUCGAAAAUAAAGGUGUAGGCCUAUAGUUAUAAAGAACACAAGAAACCCAAGUACACAAACAAAAAAAUAUGACAAGUUUUGGAUGGAAAAGAAAAGUUGGUGAGAAGGUGUCCAAAGAAGCCUCUUCAAACUUUGAAAGUAAGACCGGAUUGUUGCAGGAAGAUUCCUCAGGAGAAGAUGGUCACCAUGAAGACAAUCUGUGGGAUUCUUUCUCCAAGAAAAGGAAGGUUUUGCUUCUUGAGGAUGCAGCCAGCAAGAGUCAACGCCUGAAAGCUGAAGGAGAGACACUGGCAGAUGCUGGAAGAUUCUGGGAGGCUUUGAACAAGUGGAAUGAUGCUCUUCAAUAUACCCCUGCAAAUGAACAUCUACAUGAAAUGAAAGCACAAGUUUUGAUGGAGUUGCAUGAGGUAUUCCCUGCCGUUGAAGCAGCACAGCAAGCCACAGUGUUAGCUCCCCAGUGGUGGGUUGCGUACCAGACAUUAGGACGUGCUCAAAUUGGGCUUGGAGAAAUCACCAUGGCUGUCAAAUCUUUCAGCAGGGCUGUACACAUGAACCCAGCUGAGCCUACUCUGUGGGAGGAGGAUCUAAGCUGGGCCUACUCACUGCGAGACCAACUCGGGGCAAGGACCAAGACCAGGACCAGGAAACGAGAGGGCCAAAAGGAGACCCAAGUAUCGGAACCGGUUGCGACAAGCGAGCCUGGCACCGGUCCUUCUCGGACUGGGAGCGCCUCAAGAUCAUCUGGAGAUGGUGAGGAUGGGCAGGAGUUAGGAAGUGCAGCCAGGAAGACCGAGGAAGCUGAAGACCACAGUAUGGAAGAAGACACUAGGACGGUAACAACACCUGAUGACCGAAGUAGUGGUGAUGCAUCGUUCUGUAGAGAGGGUUUCAGGUGAAGGAACUAUGGGGUUGUCGGAUGGAGAGCAGUGAACUGAUGUCGAAGUACAUUCUAGGUGUAUGCAUGCAUGCAUGCACCUGAUUAUCAAAGCAAGCAAUUGUGGUACAUGAUCCUGUAGAGAGGGUGGCAGGUAACCCUGUAACCGAUAAUCGGAUCAGGGGCAGACCGUCGGCGGAUCAGGUGAAAUCAAAUAAUAAAUUCUGAUAAAUUCUGAUUGCCGAUCAAUGAAAAAAAUGAUCGGAAAAUAAUCGGUAGAAAAAGAGAAGAAAAUCUGCCCAGCAUGGCUAGGAUUAUUUUGUCAUUUGGAGUUGUUGUAGACCAUGUUUGUCGAUAUUAAGUGUCUUUUCAUACUCCUGAAAUUAAUAAUAUUAGUCUAAGAGAAGAGAUAAAACAUGCGAGCUGCCAUUUUGGAUUAUAAUGAUCCGAUCUUUGCCUGUUUUUUAUUUAUUUGAAAGCCCCAAACUCGAACAAUUUCGGCAUUUAAAAAAAUAAAAAUUCCUCUUAUAAUUUUUUCAAUUUUUAACAUUUAACGGCAUAAAAAUGGUUGUAAACAUAAACCGAUACUUUGUCAAUACUGGUUUGUCAAUACCGAUCAAAGGUGCGAGGGUGACGAUCCGAUCUUCCGUUCCGAUCAAAGCCCCAACACCCAAAAUCUAACCAGGUCAUCCUUGCAUGCUUGUUUAAAGUCCACUCAAUGGUUCUUGAGUUAUCAGCGUACCGAAAAGUGGGACAGACGGACAGCCGGAACAUAUAAUGCCUUCGGUAGAUGAGGCAUUAAAAAACUCUGUAGUGCUUCAGGGUGCAUAAAAAUGUUAAUAAAAUUGAACACUGUGAGAUAUAUGUCUACUAUUUUAUAAUCAAUAUGAGCAUGCGUCGUAGUUAUGUUAAAGUGCAAUAGUGACUUCAUCACUUAUUGAUAAAGAAGGAUAAAAUCAUAGAUUUUGUUCUUUUAAUUGUGAUUACAGAUAAUAACUCAAGUCAUGUGAACAGUAUACUCCCCAAGGAGUGGAGAUGGUGCACACUUGGUUGCUCACUUGAAAUUAAAUUAACAUAGAUUAUAAUAAGAUUGUUGAGCAGAGUGAAUUUUUCAGAUAAUGUACUACAUAUGAAGUCUAUGUAGAGCGUGAGUAUUCUUUGCAAGUGUUUUAUUGAUUCCGUGUACAUGUAUUGUAGUCCUUAUUGUGUUCUUGUUUGUUUUUAAAAAUAACUAAGUGGGAGAUGCUGAUCUCUAAGAUUACAAAUCACUUGAAUUUGAAAUUACUUGCAUGCUCUCAAUACAAAAUUUUACUAAGUUUUACUAUGUUUUACUAACUGUUGAAAUGAUACUUUUCAAGUGUACCUGCACAGUCACAUAUUUGUGAAAUUUGAUCUUGAUGUAGAUUCUCUGUUGAAAAACUACAAAUAAAUUGCGUAACAAAUAUAUGCAAAUAAACUAAAUGUACAGCUCUCUAUAUCUAUAAUUAACAUUGCAUUCAAAUAAAACAUUUUUUGUGGAUACAUGUAUAUCCAGGUCACUAUA